Messenger RNA from Salvia hispanica, 694 nucleotides. RefSeq names its product large ribosomal subunit protein uL14. Lineage: Eukaryota; Viridiplantae; Streptophyta; Magnoliopsida; Lamiales; Lamiaceae. Gene Ontology annotation, biological process: translation. Gene Ontology annotation, cellular component: cytosolic large ribosomal subunit; ribosome. Gene Ontology annotation, molecular function: structural constituent of ribosome; large ribosomal subunit rRNA binding. The record is from RefSeq and is a predicted model, not a curated record.
CUCUCUAAGCCCACAGCAAGAAACCCUAGCCCACACUACACGUGCUUGUAAUUUCACGUACAAAACCCCAGCUACUCAGUCCUCACUUCCUUUCUAGAGGAGAGCUGCAAAAAUGUCGAAGCGAGGGCGUGGUGGAUCCGCCGGAAACAAGUUCCGGAUGUCGCUUGGUCUGCCGGUGGCGGCGACCGUGAAUUGCGCCGACAACACCGGCGCCAAGAACCUCUACAUCAUUUCGGUGAAGGGGAUCAAGGGUCGCCUCAACAGGCUGCCCUCCGCCUGCGUCGGCGACAUGGUUAUGGCGACUGUGAAGAAGGGGAAGCCCGAUCUUCGUAAGAAGGUUAUGCCCGCCGUCAUCGUCCGCCAGCGCAAGCCGUGGCGCCGAAAGGACGGUGUCUUCAUGUACUUUGAAGAUAAUGCUGGAGUUAUUGUCAAUCCUAAGGGUGAAAUGAAAGGUUCUGCCAUCACCGGCCCUAUAGGAAAGGAAUGUGCGGAUCUGUGGCCCAGAAUUGCCAGCGCUGCUAAUGCCAUUGUCUAGAGAUUGUGAGCUUCAGUUAAAUCCUUGUUUUUUUUUCUAGUGUUGACUGACAAUAGUUUGGAGGAGAUGAAAAGAGAUUUUUGAAAUGGGUUUAAAUGUUUUCAUAUUUGUAUUAUGGUGAGUUGGUGACUUUAUGUUAAUGAAGUUCCGUUGCUUUGA